AUGUUAGACAGUGAUGAAUCAGUGACAUCUAUUGAGUCAGUUGAAUCAUCAUUGGACUUAAAAGAAUGGUUAAAUAGUUCGAAACUGAUUCAUUUCCGUUUCAAUCCAGAAAUAUAUGAAGAAAGUUUGGAAGUAAAUGUGUUUGAUGAGAAAUACAAUGAUUUUUGCUCAAAGAAUUAUAAGUUAUUACAACAAUUGAGUGAGAUAGAACAAGAAGAUAUUGGAGUCAUUUAUGAAAACAGAGAUGAUCAAAUUGAUGGUUUGUUCCAAAAUUUGAUCGAAAAUGUUGAAGGUUUCGUUAAAGAACUUGAAGAUAUUGAAGAAUUGGAUUUUGAGCGUAUUGAAAGUUAUGCCAAAAUAUUAACCAUAUUGCAUUGUUUGAAUGGGAAGAACUUCUCUACUUCCAAAGCUGGAGAAAUCAAUAAAUGGAUAAAUAAAUCAGAUCCUCAACCUACAAAUGAAUUGAUAGAAGAUAUAAUGAUCAUUGAAACUCCAUAUAAACACCCAUUUUUUUGGAAUAAACUUAUAAAUAAAUUGAUUAUACGUGGAUUGGUCAAUCAAACCAUCAAAAUUAUGGAAAAUUGUGGGUUCCAAGACCUUGAAGGUACCAAUAUUUUCAAAAUUAUCGAAGAUUUCAUUGAAAUCUUGAAAAAUUACAAUAAAAUGUCAAUUCAAAACUUCUAUCAAUGGAAAUUAAUUGUGUGUAAGUUUAGAGAUUCCAUCCCAUUAUUCAAAGAUGAUAUAGAAGUUGAGCAUUUGAAGAUUUUGAAUGAAAUUUCUAAUCUUUUAUAUAUAUUAUCAGGAUCAAAUAAGUCAAUCAUAAAUAGUUGUGAUAAUUGGUAUGAAAUAAUAGGUGCUUUGAGUUCAUAUAAAUCCGAUACCAUUGAUAGUGAACUUAUUGAUGAAUUCUACCAAAUUGCUAUUGAUGAAAGACCUCCUGCCAUAGAUGAAGAUAAAACAUUCAUAGAUAUCUGGGAAAAUAACUACCUCAAAGUCUUGAAUAGAGUUGACGAACUUGAUAGUGGAUUGAGUUCCAUUUUAUCCAAAUUCUUUGAUCUCAAAGGGUUCUUGAAACCUUAUUAUGAUCUCCAAACUCUUCAAGAUCUUGGUGAUCUCAAAGAUUUCGAAGAAAGAAGAAUUUCUCAUUUCUUACUCAUAAAAUUUUCAUUAUCUUGUUUGAAUAAUCAUCAUUUGGCACCCAUAGGGGUUGGUAUCAUCACCAAUUCUAAUCUCAUUAAUAACUUCAAAUUUGAACCCAUCUUGGCAGAAUUUUUAGUCAAUUAUAACUGUCAAACUAAUGACGAUUUGGAAUGGUGUUUGACUGUAUGUAUCAAAUUCAAACUUCUCGACAUUGCUAAUGAAUUGUUCAAGAAAUAUAGCUCCAAAUCUUUGAACGAUGGUUACAUUUUCGAAUCAUUGAACAUGUUGGUUAAAACAGGUAAUGUCAAAGAUAAUGCUAAAGAAAUCAAUAUGAUUGUUUGGGAUUUAAUAUUUCAAACUUCUUUGGUUAAUAAUAAACCUAUAAGUGAUGAAUUGAUUAAUAAUAUCGUUACUUAUAAAUUCAAAUAUGAUUUAAAUCCUAUCAUCAAACAAUUCUUAUCACCUUAUGGUGUAUUGUUUGAAACUUUCGAACUUUUAAAUCAUCCUGAAACUAACUACAGAAAGAUUUUAUUAAACUUAUUCAACUUAUUGAAAUUCAUGCAUUUACCAAAGAAAUUCUUACCUUUGUUAUUAUCACAAAUCAUCCCUAUAAUGGAAUACUUGAACAAGAAUGAUUUGAUUGAUUUGAUUGAAAUAAUAGAUGGAUUUGAAGGUAGUUUGGAUUCAUUAUAUUCUGAAAGUAAUGAGAUUUAUACCUUUUCCAUCAAUAACAUCGAUAAACCUGAACCUUAUGAUUGGAGACAGUAUAUGGAAACUAAUAGUAUCCCAAUACCUAAAGAUGUCAAACAAUUACUUGGUUUCUUAAGGCUAGAAAUUUCAAAGAAAAUACUGAAGGUGUAUAUCAGUUAG
Yamadazyma jaroonii is the source of this 2010-nucleotide messenger RNA. The record is from the annotation of a GenBank genome assembly. NCBI's taxonomy places the organism in Eukaryota, Fungi, Ascomycota, Pichiomycetes, Serinales, Debaryomycetaceae.